AUGCAGCGCCAUAACAGCACCUACGUUGUGAAGCGUGAUGGACGCAUGGAGAAUGUCCAUUUCGACAAGAUCACCUCCAGAAUUCAGAAACUCAGCUACGGCUUGAACAUGGAUUUUGUUGAUCCAGUUGCCGUCGCAAUCAAAGUUAUCAGUGGAUUGUACAAAGGAGUGACAACAGUUGAAUUGGACAAUCUUGCUGCUGAAACUGCCGCUUCCAUGACCACCCAGCAUCCAGAGUAUGCUCUUCUCGCCGCUCGGAUUGCCGUUUCCAACUUGCACAAGAAGACUAACAAGGUGUUCUCGGAGGUCAUGAAGACUCUUCACGAGUUCCAUCACCCACACACUGGAAAGCACGCACCAAUGAUCAGUGACGAAACAUGGGAAAUCAUUCAGAAGAACGCCGAUAAGCUCAACUCCGCCAUCGUCUACGACAGAGAUUACUCUUACACCUACUUCGGAUUCAAGACGCUCGAGCGUUCCUACCUUCUCAAGAUCAACAAGGAAGUCGUCGAAAGACCACAGCAAAUGCUGAUGCGUGUCGCCAUUGGAAUCCACGGAAAAGACAUUUCCGCCGCCAUUGAGACGUACAACUUGAUGUCCGAACGGUACAUGACACAUGCCUCUCCAACUCUCUUCAACUCUGGAACGUGCCGUCCACAGAUGUCUUCAUGCUUCUUGUUGACGAUGAGCGAGGACUCGAUUCUCGGAAUCUACGACACUUUGAAGCAGUGCGCUCUGAUUUCGAAGAGUGCUGGAGGCAUCGGUCUCAAUGUGCACAAGAUCCGUGCAACUGGCUCAGUGAUUGCCGGAACCAAUGGAACAUCCAAUGGACUCAUACCAAUGCUUCGUGUCUACAACAACACCGCUCGUUACGUUGAUCAAGGAGGUAACAAACGACCAGGAGCAUUCGCCAUCUACUUGGAGCCAUGGCACGCCGAUAUCUUCGAGUUUGUUGCUCUUCGAAAGAACACCGGACCAGAAGAGGAACGUGCUCGUGACUUGUUCUUGGCUCUCUGGGUGCCAGAUCUCUUCAUGAAGCGCGUCGAAAAAGAUCAAGAUUGGUCGUUGAUGUGCCCAUGCGAGUGCCCAGGACUUGAUGAUUGCUGGGGAGAGGAAUUCGAGACUCUUUAUGCCAAGUACGAAGCCGAGGGACGUGUUCGCAAAACAGUGAAGGCUCGAAAGCUCUGGGAGCACAUUGUCUCCAAUCAAAUCGAGACCGGACUUCCAUACAUCACCUACAAGGAUGCCGCCAAUCGCAAGUCGAACCAGCAAAACUUGGGAACUAUCAAGUGCUCCAACUUGUGCACUGAGAUUAUCGAGUACUCUGCUCCAGACGAGGUUGCUGUUUGCAAUCUCGCUUCUAUUGCUUUGAACCGUUUCGUGACUAACGACAAAAAGUUCGACUUUGUCAAGCUCGCUGAGGUGACCAAGGUCAUAACAAAGAAUCUGAACAAGAUCAUUGACGUCAACUAUUAUCCAAUUGAAGAGGCUCGCAACUCGAACAUGCGCCAUCGUCCAAUCGGUCUCGGAGUUCAAGGACUCGCUGACUGCUUCAUGUUGAUGCGUUAUCCAUUCACAUCUCCACAGGCCAGAGAUCUCAACAAGAGAAUCUUCGAGACCAUCUACUACGCUGCAUUGGAAGCUAGUUGCGAGUUGGCUGAAAGAGAUGGACCAUACUCUACAUAUGAGGGAUCUCCAGUUUCCAAGGGACAACUUCAGUUUGAUAUGUGGGGAGUUACUCCAACUAAUCAAUGCAACUGGGACGAGCUUCGCAAGAAAAUCGCCAAGCAUGGAGUUCGCAACAGUCUCCUCAUGGCUCCAAUGCCAACUGCUUCCACCGCUCAGAUCCUCGGAAACAACGAAUCGAUUGAGCCAUACACCUCGAACAUCUACUCUCGUCGUGUGCUCUCCGGUGACUUCCAAAUCGUCAACCCACACAUGCUGAAGGAUUUGGUCGAGAGAGGAUUGUGGACCGAUGAGAUGAAGAACCGCCUCAUUGCCAACAAUGGAUCGAUUCAGAACAUCCCAGGAAUUCCAGACGAUAUCAAGGAGCUUUACCUCACCGUCUGGGAGAUCUCACAGAAGGAGAUUAUCGAGAUGGCUGCCGAUCGUGGAGCAUUCAUCGAUCAAUCCCAGUCACUCAACAUUCACAUGGCCAAGCCAAGCUACGCCGCCAUCACAUCAAUGCACUUCUACGGAUGGAAGAAGGGACUCAAGACUGGAAUGUACUACUUGCGUACCAAGCCAGCUGUCAACGCCGUUCAAUUUACCGUGGAUAAGGCCGCUCUUCAGCAGAAGAAUGUCCAGAAAGCAGAAUCUCGAGUCGCUUCUCCAGAAGCGCAAGACGAAGGAUGCCUCAUGUGCUCCGGAUAA
This is a messenger RNA of Caenorhabditis briggsae, 2373 nucleotides long. RefSeq names its product Protein CBR-RNR-1 (gene Cbr-rnr-1). Gene Ontology annotation, biological process: deoxyribonucleotide biosynthetic process; DNA replication. Lineage: Eukaryota; Metazoa; Nematoda; Chromadorea; Rhabditida; Rhabditidae. The coding region runs from base 1 to 2373 and encodes 790 amino acids. Gene Ontology annotation, cellular component: ribonucleoside-diphosphate reductase complex. Gene Ontology annotation, molecular function: ribonucleoside-diphosphate reductase activity, thioredoxin disulfide as acceptor; ATP binding. The record is from RefSeq and is a predicted model, not a curated record. The transcript is spliced from 5 exons.